Molecule: messenger RNA, 541 nt
Organism: Drosophila bipectinata
Lineage: Eukaryota; Metazoa; Arthropoda; Insecta; Diptera; Drosophilidae
Gene: RpS20
Product: ribosomal protein S20
Biological process (GO): translation
Cellular component (GO): ribosome; cytosolic small ribosomal subunit
Molecular function (GO): RNA binding; structural constituent of ribosome
Source: RefSeq, a predicted model, not a curated record
ACAAAAUAUGUGGCCAGGUCUCUUCUUUUUCUAUCAGCAAGACCGACUGGUUCAGCGCUGCUCAAAAAAUAAAGAUUUGAAUACCUCGACCAGAGAGAUUGCUAAAUAAUGGCUGCUGCACCCAAGGACAUUGAGAAGCCCCAUGGCGGCGAUUCUGCCUCUGUGCACCGCAUCCGCAUCACCCUGACCUCCAGGAAUGUGCGCUCCCUGGAGAACGUGUGCCGUGACCUGAUCAACGGUGCCAAGAACCAGAACCUGCGUGUCAAGGGGCCCGUGCGCAUGCCGACCAAGACCCUGCGUAUCACCACCCGUAAGACUCCUUGCGGUGAGGGUUCCAAGACCUGGGAUCGUUUCCAGAUGAGGAUCCACAAGCGCAUCAUCGACUUGCACUCCCCCUCGGAGAUCGUCAAGAAGAUCACCUCUAUCAACAUCGAGCCUGGCGUAGAGGUCGAGGUCACCAUUGCCAACUAAGAAGUUUUUACCUUUUUACAAGGCGGUGAAGUUUUGCCUUUCCAAUAAAAACAGCAAAACUUUACCUAAA